GUAACCGAAGGGAAUUGAUGCGUGUGUCGGUUUCAUCGCACACUGACGACACCGGGAAACGCGAUUACACUCUCUUCAAGGCUAGUCACUGGUCAUCAGGGGUGCACCGAUACAUCUGAAAUUUUUAAAUCAUCGCGCAGGCGCACCCUUGUGUAUAAUAACGGUAGAAUCACUGGUGAUUGAGAGUACCGAGGGCCGGACAGACGAGACAAGACAAUGGGCACCAACUUGCUGCUGCUUUGCUUCAUGAUGACCACUUUGACGCAGGGAAUGUUCCUGAACAUGAUAGGGGUAUGUGAGAGUGACCGCCAGUGCAUCCAGGCCAGGGGCCAGAAGUCUUGCUGCGCCCCGCUGGGACUGCGGGACCUCUUCUCGGGGAUCCCGGUCUGCAAGCCGAUGGGCCUCCGGGGCGACCGCUGCCACAUCGCUGGGGACUACCUGCCGUACCCGCUGGACACCCCCAGGCGCUUCUGGCGCUGCCCCUGCGCCGACGGCCUGUCCUGCCUGGCGCCCAAGGGCUCGCUGCUCGGCCGCUGCAACUAUCCACGCAUGCGGUGAUGACGUCACCAGCGGCGAUGAUGUCAUCAACGCGGCCGCCAUCUUUGUUCCGUGAUGACCUGACCAGCACACGGCCGCCAUCUUUGAAAUUUACAUAGGCAGACGGACGUGUUCUUUCUCUAAUUGUGAACUGAACAAAUUAAAUGUUGUUUGGCAGCCUCGUGAACCACAAAAGAUAAAGAAAAUGUCGUCUGCCUAUUGUAGCACGGAGCAUUUGGUUUUAGGAACACAUUCCAAAGAAACAUUUGUUGCAGACAAAGUUCCGGAAAAAUUAGAGGACGUUAGUUACAAUUUGUCGUUGGAAACGAAAUGUGAUGUGUUUUGGAAGUUUGCACACCGUCAAGCAAUGUCCAACAAUCAAUAAGAUAUAUU
This is a messenger RNA of Branchiostoma belcheri (Belcher's lancelet), 930 nucleotides long. RefSeq names its product toxin MIT1-like. The record is from RefSeq and is a predicted model, not a curated record. NCBI's taxonomy places the organism in Eukaryota, Metazoa, Chordata, Leptocardii, Amphioxiformes, Branchiostomatidae. The transcript is spliced from 2 exons. The coding region runs from base 217 to 558 and encodes 113 amino acids.